AUGCCGUCAAUCAAGCGACAAGCCUCCGACAGCUUUAGCCAGCCGCAAGCCUUGGUCAAGCGACAGAAGUCCAGUUCAGAGCUGAACGAGAGCAGAGCCCUCACGGCUGGCGAGACGGAUCAAAAUGGCACGCUCACGACAUCCGUCCUACGCACCAGCGCCCUCCCCGCACCGAUCAUGGAAUUGACAGGCAUGAUUCACUUUUGA
Molecule: messenger RNA, 207 nt
Organism: Rhinocladiella mackenziei CBS 650.93
Lineage: Eukaryota; Fungi; Ascomycota; Eurotiomycetes; Chaetothyriales; Herpotrichiellaceae
Exons: 2
Coding region: 1-207 (68 amino acids)
Source: RefSeq, a predicted model, not a curated record